UUUCGGAAUUUUUAUAAUGGUGUCGUCUUGUUGUUGACAAGUCGAUUCCGUUUUCUGUAUCAGAGUUCGCUGGAUUUAUCAGCAAAUCGAGGCAAAGUCUUCGAGUUUUUAGUCUGAAUCGUUCAACGCCAUGGCAGCUCCAUUAAAGCCGUGGGAAAGGGCUGGUGUAAAUUCACGAGCUUUUGGUGGCGACAUUGGCAACACCUUACCUACACCCAUCGUCAGUGGGGGUGGAGGAAGUGCUUUUACAGCUUCAGGGCCUGGCGUCCCACCACUGCCUCCUAGAGUACCCGGGGCAAACCCAACAAACAAUGAUUAUGGUGCAGUUUCAAGCUAUUCUCCAUAUCGAACAGGCAUUUCAAGUUAUUCAAGCCCUUACGGUUACAGUAGUGGAUAUGGGGGUUAUUCGGGACUUUCUAGUGGCUAUGGUACUAGUUAUGGAGGCUAUGGUAACAGCUAUGGUGGAUAUGGAAGUUACAACUCUUAUGGAGGGAGAAGUUAUGGAGGGACAAGUGAUAACAGGUUUAUUUCCAUGGCAGAAGAGAGUUCUCAACCUGCAUUUCAGAGCUUGGAAUCAAUUGUCCAUGCAUUUAGCUCCAUUAGCAUGAUGCUGGAUUCAACCUUGAAUGCUGUUUACAGCUCUUUCAGAGCCGUAUUGGGUAUGGCUGAUCAGUUUUCCCGAAUGCGAACACAUUUAAGCAAGGUGUUUUCUGCAUUGGCCAUAUUUCGUACGGCAAAAUGGGCUCUACACAAAUUAUUCUACAUAUUUGGUUUGAGACGAGAAAAUCCAAUCAAUACGGCAUGGUCCACUGCCGUAUCAAAUUCGGAUGCCUUAUCUGCGGGUCUAUUGACUGAAGCUGAUAUUAAAAAGUCCAGAUCAUCAUGGCCCAUCACCUUGUUCCUUGCCAUAAUCAUUUCUGCCCCAUAUUUCAUAUGGAGGAUCAUAUCUUCCCUAGACAGUGCUCCGGAUGCACUAGGAAAAAAGUGGGCUGAUGGCCUAGGAGAAUAUUAUACUGCUCAGGCAGAUUAUGAUUUCAAUGCCGGAAACGAACAAGAAUUAAGUUUCAGAGCUGGCCAAUCCCUACGCUUGGCUCCCCGUUCCCUUCAGCCUCGCAUCAAAGGCUGGAUGCUUGCCGGCACCGAUUCACAACACACGGGCCUCGUACCUGCGAAUUACAUCAAAAUUUUGGCCAAACACGAAAGUUCGACUCCCAAAUAAUUCAUUUGACUGAUAUACAGUAGCUAAACCAAAGGAAUAACCUUGUCCAAAAGUAAAUUGUUAGCUGUUUGAUGCCAUUCAGUUAUUUCGAGCUAUAUUUUUAUCAGUCAUGGAGUUGGGCCACUACUCAUAUUCAAAGCCUCAAAAACAUUUAAGGCGUUUGAAAUUAUUGGCGGCCUUUGUGAAAUUAUUCAAAUUUUUUUUACCCCAAUUUUUAGAGGCUUGUGAAUAGGAAACGCUCAAAUGUUGACGAAAUCGUACGAUUAAGUGAUGAUGACUCCUUUUUGUUAUGCUGGGUUUGUUUAUUUGUAAUUCAACAAAUCAAUAUAUAUUGUGGGAUAUUAAAACUA
Daphnia pulex (common water flea) is the source of this 1569-nucleotide messenger RNA. It is a transcript of the gene Pex13, whose product is annotated as peroxisomal membrane protein PEX13-like. The transcript has 5 exons. The record is from RefSeq and is a predicted model, not a curated record. Gene Ontology annotation, molecular function: protein binding. Gene Ontology annotation, cellular component: peroxisomal membrane; peroxisome; peroxisomal importomer complex. Bases 131 to 1219 code for a protein of 362 amino acids. Lineage: Eukaryota; Metazoa; Arthropoda; Branchiopoda; Diplostraca; Daphniidae. Gene Ontology annotation, biological process: protein import into peroxisome matrix, docking.